Molecule: messenger RNA, 2851 nt
Organism: Acromyrmex echinatior (Panamanian leafcutter ant)
Lineage: Eukaryota; Metazoa; Arthropoda; Insecta; Hymenoptera; Formicidae
Gene: Oatp58Dc
Product: Organic anion transporting polypeptide 58Dc
Biological process (GO): transmembrane transport; sodium-independent organic anion transport
Cellular component (GO): basolateral plasma membrane
Molecular function (GO): protein binding
Source: RefSeq, a predicted model, not a curated record
UACGAUCGGCUCCUUGGGGGGCGGAAGGUGGGGAUCCUCAGUAGGUAUAGAACGGUCUACACUCUGUUGCGUUUAGACGCCUCAGUUGCGGAAGAAUAUCGCUCGUUUUCGGACGCAAAUCUGCAGUUUGCGAGGGACCACGCUGACUCACCGUGAAACGAUCGAAUUUUUUUUAAAAGAGAUCGCUAUAUCGAUACUUCAUUUCGGCGGUCAAUUAUUCGAACUAUAACUCUGGGUCCAUCUUGCAUCAGCGGUAGGUGGCCGCAGUUCGUGAAUUUUUUACUCGCAACAUCAUUGAUCAUACAUGAUUGAAAUAUCAUAAAUCAAGCUGCACGCGCGACAGUCGUAGUCAACCCCCAGAUUUCCUGGCGUAGGUGUUGCCUGGGUGAGACCAAGUCGAAACAUGGAGAACACGUGACCGCGUGAUAAAGUGACGGACACGAGAGACAGUGCGAGAGGAAAAAGAGUAGAUUCCGCGAGUGAGCGCGGGGGCGAGUCCAGACCGAACGAAAAAGCGAUGCCAAGAGUCGCGAGGACGAUCAAGUCACAUCGGUACCGUGCGACCCGCGAUUGAGGUCAUUGAAUUCGCUCGAAGCCACUGGUGUUAGGCGCUUGCCAGUUGCGGGCAGUCGCGACGAUUAAGUCGAGGCGAAGAUGAAGAACAACUCGAGCAACUCGAAUCACGAGAAGAACGGGCCGGAGAACCUGAAGCUAUUACAGGUGCCGACGACACCGCCCGCGACGCCGUCAUCACCCACGACGCCAACCAGAGGCCUCGAUGAUGUCUUCAAGGAGCUGCCGAUCACCGACGACACCUCGUGCGGCAUAUGGUGCCUCAAGGGUCCAACUUUGCAAAAGUUCGCCAAUAAGAAGGCAUACGUGUUUCUCUACGGUGUGCUUGGCUGCAUAUUUUCCGCAAGUUAUGCCUAUUUCAAUGGCACUAUCACUACCAUCGAGAAGAGAUUUAAAAUACCCUCGAAAACAACGGGUCUCAUCACAGUGGGUAACGACAUCUCGCAGCUUUUCGUAUCCGUCGCCCUGUCGUAUUACGCAGGAAGGGGUCACAGGCCUCGAUGGAUCGCUUUCGGUAUUUACACCGUUGUACUUUUCUGUUGUCUUACGAUGCUGCCACAUUUUCUCUAUGGACCUGGCGAGGAUGCCCUAUCCCUGACUAAGGAAUAUGGAGCGCAAAGUACGCUAAACACAAGCACGAUUCUUGAAAAACAUUCACGAAAAUUUCUGUGUAUGGGCAAAGAAAAUCGCGGAAUGGAUUGCGAAGUUGAAGAUGGAAACUUCGCGCCACAGGUGCUCCUCUUCAUAGCCCAAUUAGUAUCCGGAGUGGGUGGUUCCCUUUAUUAUACUCUCGGUGUGUCGUACAUGGACGACAACAUACAAAAGUCGAAAACGCCGGCAUUGAUCAGCUUCUCGUACUUUCUGCGAAUGCUGGGACCCGCCAUUGGUUACGGACUAGCUUCAUUCUCCUUGAAAUUCUACAUCAGUCCAACUUUAACUCCUACUAUCACGAUGCAAGACCCAAGGUGGUUAGGCGCUUGGUGGUUAGGAUGGAUUAUUUUGGCCAUUCUCCUCGCCAUUUUCGCAAGUAUAAUCGCUCUCUUUCCAAAAACGCUGCCGAGAGCGGCCGCUCGCAAAGUCUUAGCUCUGGAACGCAACAAAUCGGCUGCGAGCAUCAAGGAGCAAGAAUCGGAGCUACCGGCGUCAAUCUCGGAUAUGUUGAGGACGUUUAAGCGCCUGAUAACGAACACGACUCUAAUGUGUAAUAAUCUGGCGACAGUCUUCUAUUUCAUGGGCUACAUGCCUUACUGGAUCUUUAUGCCGAAGUACAUUGAGACUCAGUAUAAGCAAUCAGCGUCUGUCUCGUCAUUGAUUACCGGCACAGUCGGUUUGGUAUUCAGUGCCUUUGGGAUUUUAUUGUCCGGUCUGGUCAUCUCCAAGUACAAGCCGAAGGCUAGGUACCUGGCGGCGUGGAAUGUCAUGAUUGGCAUUAUAUCAAUACUGGGAAUGAUCUCUUACGCCUUUCUCGGUUGCUCAGCGAAUGACAACCAGAUUGCUAUUCAGCCGAAUGGUGUAUUGAAAACACAACUACCCUGCAACGAACAGUGUCACUGCGACUACGUUGAAUAUAAUCCUGUGUGCUCCGAUAACGGACAAACGUUUAUAUCCGCAUGUCAUGCUGGCUGCCGCAGUAUGAAGCUUUACAGUAACGGCAGCAAAGUAUAUACGGACUGUAAUUGCGUAAAACCAAAAUUGGCUCGUUCCUUGGCGCAUCCGUUUUCCAACAUCACAUCCUUCCCAUUCUUUACCGAAGUUCCAUUGGAAACGACCGAACCCACCGUGGAAACUUUGGGAACGGCUAUUCCGGGUUCGUGUCCAGUCGACUGUAUGCAGAAGUUCUACAUCUUUCUGACGGUGGUGUGUUUUUUGAAGUUUAGCGGCGCAACCGGAAGAGGGUCGAAUUUGCUGCAUUUGGGCUUCGGAUUAAUGAUAAUGAGCCUUUUUGCUUUCAUACCAUCGCCUAUUUUGUUUGGAUUUAUAUUAGACAAUACUUGUCUCGUAUGGGGUAAGACUUGUUCAGGGACGGGAAAUUGCUGGCUGUAUAAUGGUGAGGCAUUGAGGUAUUUGCUGAAUUUCACCGCGGCUAGUUUUGUAACGAUCGGUACAGUAUUCGAUGUGGGCGUUUGGUAUUUCGUCAAAGACGUGAAGAUCUUUGACGAGGAGAUUGAACUAGAAGAUAUAGCUGAGGAGCCUGGUGAGACGCUUUAAAGAAUAAUUGAUGAUCGAGUUCAAUCACCCUUUCGGGGUAAACGUUUACGCGUGAAGAGAGACUUCGAUC